CAGCCAUUUACAAUUAUCUCCAAAUUAAAUUAGAAACUCCCAGGAGGAGACGUUCACUGCCAGAGACCCAAACUGGACAGAAAGAACAAGAGUGAGGAAAAGCUCAGGUGAUCCGAAGACAGAAACACUGGAGGAGCGAUCUUUCAUCAGAUUAAUGAGAAUAUAAAAAGAAGUGAGCAAAAGUAGAGGAGAAAUUUAAUUAGGGAAUGAGCCGGAGUUCGUUUCAAAUCAAGCUGUUAUAGUUGUAGCAUCCAGGGAAGAGGUUCCUUCAGCUCCUGUUGGAGAACCGAGCAGAGAGACUUUAAAGAACCAUCAUGACUCGUUUACAUCUCCUAAUUGGACUCCUGAGUUGUCUUCACCUGGCAGGAUGUUUGCAGUGUUACACCUGUGUGUUUCCGGCCAUUUCUCCCAUGGACUGCAUGAAGUUUCCUCUGGAGUGUCCUGCAGGCCAGCGCUGCCUGUCCAGUGUGGCAACAGGAAGGCGAGGCGCCGUUCAGCUGACGAUAUACGAGAAGAGUUGUGCCGUCCCGACGCAGUGCGGCUUGGCCGGACAGAAGUACACCUCAGGGGUGUACUUUAACUACACCAACGACUGCUGCGACACGGAUCUUUGCAACGCCGCCGGGUCUGUUGGUGCCCUCAGCCUGAGAGGAGCGCUGCUCUGCCUGCUGCCUGCACUCGGCCUCCUGGUGGACUGAACUGAACCACCAGAACCACGGACCGCCUCUGCCUCCAUGGCUGAGAUGUCAAAGGAUAAUUAAGUUUUAGUUCAUCACAAGUUGCACCAUCAACAUUAUUUGUUAUCCAUGAAGAUUGUUUUAACUUCAUGAUGCCAUUAGCAUUAAGACAGAGGGAAAAAUCACAUCAGUUCUCAAAUUCUCCAAAUUCUAGAAGAUAUUUAAGUGUAUUAAAAGUGAAAAAUAUUUCUACUGAAAGAUAUUUAUCUAGAAAGAAUGUUAAAAAUAAUUAAGUGUAGUUUUUUCUGACCUUCACCUUAAAAUUUUUGUUCUUUCUGAACUCUUUUAGUCGAAAUUAUAAACUGAGGAGCAUAAAUUAUAACUCAUAUUCUCCAAAUCGAAAUAUCAGGGCCAUAAGAAGAAAUAAAAAACAAAUUAACUAGAAUACAGUCAUACCAGAAUAAUGACUUUAUUCUCAAAAUGUUGUAUAUUAUUAUUUUCUUAGUGUAGUCCUAAUUCUCCGUCAUAUUAUGGUUAAUUAUAGUAGUAACUGUUAUUACUACUAUCACAAUAGAGUAAUAUAAAUUCUGACAGCCAGUUAAGCAAAGUCAGAGGAAUCAACUGACUCACUCUUUGGUUGCAUAGCAACUCACUCAUUAUUCUUUGGUUACCUAGCAACAACUUGCUGAGGAACUUGCGAAGCAGCAGUUUCAGGUUUUGUCUCACUACUGCUUACAAAUAAACAGCAUGGGUGAUUAAAGGAAAGGUCACGACACCAGUUCAGCAGCAUUUCAGGUAUUUAAAACAAAAUAAUGAAUCAAUAAUUAUUGAUACACUGACAUGAAACGCUCAUAUGUUUUUCAGCCUUGUUGCCCAGCUCUAUGUUGUACUAACUGGAUUAAGGCCAGCUGUUUAAAAAAGAUAAAUAAAUAAAAAGUCAGCUUAUAUGAACUCAAACAUGUAUAAUGUGACAGUGAGAGGAGUUGCGUUUUCAGUUUUAUGCUCGUUGUGGUGCUACAGAUCAUCUGAUUUUUGUCAAGUUUUACAUGUGAAGUGUUUUUUUAAGUUCCUGUGAAGAGAUUCAAAAGUCCGAUUCUGUUUUUUUUUUUUUUUUUUUUUUUUUAAGUAUCUAUAUAAAAACAGGUUUGUCAAAUUGUUCUGUUAGAUCAGCUAACAUUAAUGUUCUGUUUGGUUCUGAUUCUGUUUCCCUAAACAAAGCAUUUUGUACCAAACCAUGUAGAAUCAGUUCAUUUCUCUUGGGACCUUUACAAAUAAGGAGAUAAAUUAUAAAAUCCCUCAUAUUUCAAAUUGUCAUUAUUAUACAGAAUCAUCAUAGUUUUAGAUUAUAUCAGAUUUACACUGGUUAAUGUUCGGACCAUUGAAUUUGAUUAAAUCUCAGAUUAUGACCUCUGAUCUAACCAAAUAUAACUAACCAGCUCUUGUCAGUUAUCUGAAGCAUAUUAACAUAUUCAGCAAACUACAUAAAAACUUGUUAAUAUGUAAUAUUCAUGAGAACAAAUUAUGACAUGUUCAGCAGCAACUUCCUUCCCUAUUUUCACGAUAUGUGGACAUUUCAAUAAAACAAUCCUCAAAACAAGCCAGAAAUAAAAAAGGAGGCGUUUUAUUAUGAAGAUAUUUUUAUUGGAACAUUGAUAGAAGCAAAAUAAAAAAAGAUUUCAGCUGUGAGUUUGAUUGUCCUCGCUGCCGCUUUCGAUUUUUUUAACUUCAUGAUGCCAUCAGCAUUAAGACAGAGUGAAAAAUUACAACAUCAAUAACAAAACAUGUGAAAUGAAAAGCAGAAAAUAAAAAUCCGACACAUUUUCUGGUCCCUGAAAUUGUUUCAAAUAUAUAUUAAGAAAUGAGAGUUUCUGCUAUGCUUGGACAAAAAACACAAAUAAUGAUUAACUGUGAAGUUAUUCAUAUUUAAUCCCUUUAAACAUUAGUCUAUAUCAAAAAAUAGAUCAAAUCCACAUCAGUUCAACAAGGAAAACAUUCAGUAAUCAAACUCAGAUCCUUCAUAAAAUUUGGGUUUAUUGAGGUGAAUUAACUCACAGCUGAUUUCUAACCACGUUUACAGGAUUUUCUAAUUGCACUUCGGUCAUUUUUAGCAACACUGAAGAACUUCAUAUCAAAACAGCCUCUGGAAAUGUUACACUGUGUUACCCUGAGGUUUACUGGAUGUGUUGCUGCUUGACCAGACAAAGUGUGUUAUUAGCUCCAUUUUGAUUUAGUUCAAGGUUGUUUGACAGGCAAGAAAACUUCGAGGCGUAAAUCGAACCAACAGACAGAGUCUUAGAUCUCUUUGGAUAAAAAUAAGGCCAACGGUGGCAUUUUUAUAAUUUGUUAUUAUGUCAGAAGAACUUCACACAACCAACAGAAAUAUAUAAGUAAUCUAUACUUUGAUCACAUGUUUGAUAUGUAACAGAAACAGAUCCAUGUUCUAAAGCAGGGUGUCAAACUUAUUUUUGUUUUGGAUCAAAUCAAGAUCAUGAAUGCUCUUAAAGGGCCGGCAGUGCCAGAAUGUAUCGAUAAACUGUUAAAAAUAUUAAUGAAUUCUUAAAAUUAAAUAAUACAAUUCAAAGUCUUUUCAGUAUCACCAGAACUUCGCGAUUGUUUUUGUGAUUUUUUUUUGUUUGUGGUUCUAAUUUGGAAAUAUUUGCACUUAUUUAUGACUGGAGAUGCAACUUUUUAUUUCUGCCUGUGUUGAUCCUGGACUAUAAUCUGACAUCAGUUAAGACUGAAGCAGCUGUUUAGAACAAGUUAGGAAGUUUUUGACAAUUUUUGAGAGAAAUCUUCAAUAAACUCCCAAUAAUUG
Gambusia affinis (western mosquitofish) is the source of this 3492-nucleotide messenger RNA. RefSeq names its product prostate stem cell antigen-like. The coding region runs from base 315 to 698 and encodes 127 amino acids. The record is from RefSeq and is a predicted model, not a curated record. The transcript has 3 exons. NCBI's taxonomy places the organism in Eukaryota, Metazoa, Chordata, Actinopteri, Cyprinodontiformes, Poeciliidae.